Messenger RNA from Zychaea mexicana, 2138 nucleotides. RefSeq lists its product as uncharacterized. Lineage: Eukaryota; Fungi; Mucoromycota; Mucoromycetes; Mucorales; Lichtheimiaceae. The transcript is spliced from 3 exons. The record is from RefSeq and is a predicted model, not a curated record. Bases 246 to 1892 code for a protein of 548 amino acids.
CGAUCCAGUCAUGCUGGAAGGUAUCAUGUCGCGGCCUGCAAGUCGCGCGCCUCGAUCUACUACUCCUGGCCAACAGCAACUACGACAACAACCUCCACUAACACCGACUAUUCCGGAAAGACAGUAAAAGGCAGCAGCAAAAACAACAUCGCGCAUCGUCAAACGUAUCCACAGCAGCACCAGCACCAGCACCAGCUACCACUAAUGCUACCAAUACUACAAGAGCGGGAGUCUCUGAUCACAAUAUGGACAGCGACGAACGCAUGAACGAAAUGCUAUCCAAGUCUGCACAAAAGACGCGCGAGUUACUUGAAGCCAUGGAACGAUCUUUGAAAACAGAGCAAACGUACGCCACUCGCCGUCAACAACUGGUUGAUGAACGUAGACACAGUAGUAUCACUACCACGAAUAAUAACACCAGAGCAGCACCACCACCACUCGUAGCAGUACCACAACAACCUCGGAAUCAACAACAGCGAACACGCAUGAUCUCUGCUAGUGAAGAAAAAGUCCAGCAAAAGCGGCAGAGUUUGGAUAUGGAGGGCAUGUUGGCUUUGCGACGCGAUAGUGAUGCCAUCAUUGAACGACGACUUUCUUUACUUAAAGUGCGUGCCAAUAAACUGUUGCAGACAGACGAGCAUCAACAACAGCUGAAUGACAAUGAUAAGAGACGACGUCGUUGGUCGUUUACGCCGAUUGAAGAAAAUCCCUCGUCGCCACCGCCGACUACAACUACAACCUCUCACCGUCCUCAGGACAGUGUUGACAACAUGGAUACCAGCAAUAAACCCAUUGUCGAUCGUAUGCCUGUCUUUCAAAGUGUACGGGCACGAACUCUCUCAAUGCGAGAAACCCGGCAUGAAAAGACGAGCAGACCCUAUCAUGAAGAGACAACAACAGCUCCCAUUCUAUCUUCAUCAUCAUCAAACUCAGAAGCUACUACAAUAUCUCCUUAUUUUUCUGCCACGGCAACAGGCUCUGAUGCUUUGUCACAUGGCAAUAACAAGCAGUACUAUCACCACAAUCAUCAUGUGGAAGAAAAAGGAGAAGAGAAGAAGAUGGAGGUUGAGAAUCAAACGGAACGUGUGUCGUACAUGCGUCGUGCAGAUCUUUGUAAAAAUACCAACAACAACGACAACCAUAGUAGUAGUGUGAAAGAGAUGUCCAACAAACAGCAGCCAUCCGCACAGUAUCGUCAAUCAAUCUCAUCAAGGAGACACACGUUGUCGUCGUCAGCCGCGAACAGUACUAUGAAUACUGAAUUGAUGUCUGAUGAUCGUAAUAAGCGACGAUUAAGACGGCUGUCACCCACGCGUAAUACCAGUAGCACUAGUAGUGGCAAUUAUGGUAAUGGACAACAACAACCGCAGCAUACGAUGACAGCAGAAAAAUUACGAAAGAGACAUAGUACAAUUAUCACAGCAGGCGACCUUGACCUGCCACCAUCCCCUACUACGGCAACAGGCAAAUCGGUCACUGAAACGGCAAAGGAACUUUUGAACAGUAUCCGACAACGACGUCAAAGCACAGCUGAGCAUCAUCACCAUCCUUCUUCUACUUCUACUACUACUACGCGUGCUACCCGAACAACAUACCAUCAAUACCACCCACAGCAUGAAGAACAGCGACAACAAGAGGCAGAAGCACGCCAAGCACGGCUACGUAUGCGACGCAAUACAGUCGUAGCCAAUGGGCUCGACUAUCAUGAUAAAGUCGACAAUGACAUUGUGGAUGAAGAUCGCAUUACUCGUCGUAUGCAUCGAUUAUCAAUUGCUGCUGACGACCAUUAUACAAAGAAACAGCCAUCAUCCUCCACAAGAAGCAAGUAUCUCUACAAUGAAGAAACAAAUGGUAAUAUCAGAUCGUCAUCGUAUAAGCAUUAUCUCGCCUAAAGAUAGCCACCCACCCCAUCCCCCCGGCCAGUACCACCACUUGCUCCUCAUCCUCAAAUCCGUCGUUUUCUAUACAUAUCUCCAUCUUCUCCAAACAAUCCAUACACUUACUGCUACUGUCAUAAAACAACUUGUUCUAUAUUAUUAAUCUGUAAACUGUACAUAUACAAUCAAAAAAUUUCCCCAUUUGCUUUAAUUGUACUGUGUCUGACCUGAAAAAAAAAAUAUUUGAUAAUAAUUUCAAGU